CAUGAUAAAGAGGCGUGCCUGUGUGCUCUGAAAGCUAGAUCUAGUAGCUAGCUAGCUAGCAACGCACCUCCUAAUACAAGAGUAAGAUGUGUGUGCUCAAUAGUUAAGAGCAAAGAAAUCAGUGUGUUGGUAAUGUCUGAAGAAGACGACAAGUGUUGUGACUGUGAGCACAAUGCAGGCUGCAUUUACUGCUGGGAUGACUCUGGAAACAAAUUUCCUCCAAUCAGAACUUUCUUCCUGAUUGGAUCGUUUCUAUUCUAUAUUUCUGACGUUGUACUAGAUAUUUGGGUUGCAUACGAGCACUACCUUUCUGCUCAGAAUGGAGACGAAGCUUCAAACUACUACUUUCAAGCUACACUCUUCUUUAUUCUUGUUCCGAUUGUGAUGAUUAACUUCCUCUCUUGGGGCCUGUACGCUUGGGGUUGGAUGACAUUUCGUAUCAGAAAAAUCAGAAACUAUUGCACAGUACAUGCAGUUCCGAUGCAUACAUAUCACCUUAUCAACUGGCCGUGGUAUCAUAGGUCAAAUUCGGUAAAGAGGCAGCAAAGCAGAGAUUGUAGUAACGACAUUGAAUUAGACGAGAUUACCUCUAUUCAAAGAGAAGAAUCUCCAAGAAGUCCUUCAGUAGACGGUGGCUCUCCCAGACACUUUUUUCCACAACUGAAAUACAGAACACACUCUCAAAAUGACUCUCAAUCCACUCCAAUGCUGGAAGAUACAGACACUGGUUUGGAGUUCUACCCACUUGACUUCCUCUUCACAAGUGAAUUUAUAGUUGUCACCAUCCUACACAUUUUGCAGUUGGGCUAUGUAUUCCGUGUUACUCGACUACUGUACAAACGCAAACAAGACAAGUACUCGUUCGAUCGCUAUAGGGAUCUGUCAUUUUUGAGAUUAAUGGAAGCCUUUCUGGAAUCUGCCCCACAAUUUGUUCUGCAGCUCUACAUUGCAACAGUGAAGACAGAGAUAAGAUUACUCUACAGCAUUAUCACUCCUCUCUCGUUGAUAGUUUCAGUGUGCUCACUCGCACUAGCUGUGGGGGAUUACAUAUCGGCCGCAAAAGACCUCAACUAUUAUGACCCCCCACCUAAUCACAAGAGAACGCCUCGACUCUCUUGGGCUGGCUACUUCAUUAUCAUAUUCUGGCACCUGUUUAUGAUAUCUGGUCGAGGUAUCACUUUGGCACUGUUUACUUUCACUUUCGGUAGGUAUCUGUUUUUGAUUAUUGGGAUACACUAUUUUGCGAUGGUUUACUGGAUGUAUUGGCAGAAUGCUGAUGUGUUUAUCAAAAGUUCCGAUGACUACUACUUGAGCUACUCAAACAGGAGCAGACGAGGUAGUGGUGUGAGGCACAAAAACCGAUUAAUUGACAGAAGAUCUCUGAGAUCAUGCUUAGACCCUCGAAACUCCCUCUGCAAAAACUAUGGCAUUGAGUUUAUUAUUGCCGCAUUUAAUUUGUUUUUCCACUUCAAAAUAAAAGACGGAAACAGCAUUCAAACAUUGGUUCCUUUCUAUGUUAUCACUUUUGUCGAGAAUACUUUAAUGAUACUGCUGUGGUACUUCUCACAAGACUUUGAGCAAAAAGUAUGGUAUUCUGAAGCUGCUAUUGUUACGGUGUUUGUUACUUUCCUCCUAGGUGUGGGUCUAGUGGUGGUGUAUUAUUUAUGGUUCCAGCCCAGUGAGCAGAAGGAGGUGGAACGUGAACCUGACCUUGAGCACCCAACCAUGACAUGCUCUCUCAAUCGAUUGUAUACGAGAAAUUGAGGAAGGAAGACAUUUUCACAAGAUUGUAUCGACAAUUCAUAGACAGGUAGUCACUUAUCAUUAAUUAGUCAUUUAUUUAGUACAUGUACGACAAAUAAUUUAUUCAUAAUUAUAACAUUAA
Messenger RNA from Halichondria panicea, 1885 nucleotides. RefSeq names its product XK-related protein 4-like. The transcript has 2 exons. The record is from RefSeq and is a predicted model, not a curated record. Gene Ontology annotation, cellular component: membrane. The coding region runs from base 133 to 1764 and encodes 543 amino acids. NCBI's taxonomy places the organism in Eukaryota, Metazoa, Porifera, Demospongiae, Suberitida, Halichondriidae.